AUGCGCUCGCCAAUCCCUGACACGCCCAAGACCGCGUCGCUCGUCACGGCCUCACACCUCGUCGUCCUGCAGCACGGACUGCUGGGCAGCAAGCACGACUUUGAUCGCUUCGUCCAGCUCUUCCGCACGCACUUGGAAGCCGACGGCUCUGGCGUCUACUGCCACGCCGCAGCAAGCAACGCGUCGAGCUUUUUCAAGACGUACGAUGGGAUUGACCACGGCGGGGAGCGCCUGGCCGACGAGAUCCAAGGCCUAGCCACGCAGAUGCCUCACUUGCAGAAGCUGUCGUUGAUCGGCCACUCGCUUGGCGGUCUGUACUGUCGCUACUGUAUUGGCGUGCUCUUCAGUCGUGGCUUCUUUGACAAGAUCGAGCCAAUGAAUUUCGUGACGAUGGCAGCUCCUCAUCUUGGAAGUCGCCGACCUCGUCGUGGUGCAACAAACGCUGUGUUUAACGCACUGAUGCCCAAAAUGUUUAGCCGGACGGGUACCCAAUUGACAUUGACAGAUGCCGCAACGACGGAGACGCAGGCGCUCAGUUGUGCGUCGCGUGCGCUUCAGGACAAGCACUUUUACCCAGCGCUCUUGGAUAUAAGCGGAUCCUUGCUGGUCCAUUUUCCAGAUGCAGGAAAGCAACUGGACGAUGCACAGAAGACAUUCGAGCUGUUUGAUUGUGUUUUGAGCGAUCGAAAGCUGCGCAUCUCUGAAGGCCAGGAGAAAUCAGCCGAGGGGAAGGCAAAGCUUGACAUUGACAUGUCUUGUGCUGACGUAAAGAUCGUGCUACCCAGCGGAAAAAGCGUCGGCAACGACGCUCCUUCUUCCUCAAGGUUCACCGUUUGGGGUCAAAAUGAACCUAUUGAGAAGCUCAACGAGUCUGGCAACUUUGAUAUCCAGAUCUGUUGGUCUGCCAACGAGACAGAACAAGCAGAUGCGGACGUCUGUGUGCUACGCAUUCCUGAAGCUGACAUUCAUCGCGAUUGGAAAUGGCUUGUCGCUCUCAGCAACGCUGCAUUCGGUGUGCGCUGUCUGACGUUGACUGACAGUACCAAGGAAGGAACGCGGCAAGUAUCGGAGACAUCACCUCUCCUGAGUUGCUUGACUCGAGGUCAGUUUAUGCAGGCGUUACAGAUGUUCAAGGCGCGUACACUGUACUCGAAUAUAUUCUUCGACCUGCAGGUGCCGUACACAUGCGCAGCGGUACGCGCAUUCAAUCCGUAUCGCGCGAGUGCCGAAAAGUGUUCCAUGUCUCCUGUAUACAAGCACAUUGCGUCCGUCUCUCUCGAGAGCGCGCGUCAGCUGCGCGAUACGAUCCCUCACGCGAUCAAGUGCCUCAUUGUGAAGAAAAUGACACCCGACGGAGCAGCUCUGGCCUCGCCUCCAAGCGCGGAGAAUUUGCCGCACGACGAUCACGACGUCGAUGGUGGCGACGUCGAUGGUGCCAACAGCAGUAGAAGCGGUGAAGGAAUGGCUGAAAGGAAAUCUCUUGCAGCUUCCAGCGGUAGUGGCCGACAGCGUCAACCCUUUUUCAGCCGUCAUCGUGGGAAAACCGUGGGCAGUGCGCUUGCAGACGACUCUUGUGGAGCUCGACCAGCUCCGUUUCUUGACGGCGAUGUUAUCCUCGAUCAGCUGCCGUUCGCCUUUACAGCCGAUACAGAGCGAGACGAGCUACGUGGUAUGCUGCUAUCGAUGCAAAGUGUGGGCUGGCGACGGAUCGACGUCUUGUUUGGAAGCAUCAUGUCGCACGAGCACAUCAUUGCCAAGCGAGCGAACUUAGACAAGCCCCUUGACUCUGGCGCUGACGUCGUGCACCACGUGAUGGAUACGCUUCUUCUAUGA
Messenger RNA from Hyaloperonospora brassicae, 1833 nucleotides. NCBI's taxonomy places the organism in Eukaryota, Oomycota, Peronosporomycetes, Peronosporales, Peronosporaceae. The record is from the annotation of a GenBank genome assembly.